CGCCGCCUGCUCCACUCCACUCCGCGUCUCCGCCUUCUCCCCCCACCUAUAAAUCGCACCCGCUGGACACGGGGCGGAUCCAUUUCUCGCAUAUACUCCAUUUUUCUUCCCGUUUCCCGAUUCAAGUCAGCGGUUAGGGUUCGGAGAUCUCGGCGUCGCAUCGCGGCCAUGGCGACAAGCACGCUUAGCACAGUCAUGGUGAGCAAUUUGUCGCUGAAAGCAGCACUAAGAGAUGUAAAGGAAUUCUUUUCCUUUUCUGGUGACCUUGUGCAUGUUGAAAUGCAAAGUGGUGACGAGCUGUCUCAAGUUGCCUACAUUGCUUUUAAAGAUAAGCAAGGAGCUGAGACAGCCAUGCUUCUGACGGGUGCCACGAUAGUCGAUAUGGCUGUCAUCGUAACACCAGCCACUGAUUAUGAGCUACCAGCUGAUGUUUUAGCUGCUCUAGAGCCCAAAGAUGCAAAGUCCUCUGCUCUUGAGAAGGCAGAGGACAUCGUUGGGACCAUGCUGGCCAAGGGGUUCAUUCUUGGUAGGGAUGCGCUCGACAAAGCAAAAGCUUUAGACGAGAAGCAUCAGCUCACAUCAACUGCGACUGCUCGAGUAUCUUCCUUUGACAAGAGAAUCGGUCUGAGUGAGAAGAUCAGCGUUGGUACUUCAGUUGUAAAUGAUAAAGUAAAGGAAAUGGAUCAGAAAUAUCUAGUUUCCGAGAAGACUAGGUCAGCACUUGCAGCUGCUGAACAGGGCGUCUCUACUGCUGGAUCUGCCAUCAUGAAGAACAGGUAUGUCCUUACUGGAGCAGCAUGGGUAACUGGUGCCUUCAGUAAGGUUGCAAAUACCGCGAACGAUGUCGGGGCAAAGGCGAAGGAGAAAAUAGCGGCUGAGCAGGAGGGCAAGACCGUAGCGGCCGGGUAUGCACAAGCUGACAUGUCGGACGCUCGUGAAAAGCCCAGGGAUUUGGAUGGUGAAGUCACAAAGAUACAUGUCUCUGAAAACCCUGAAGAUAUCCCCAUAUCUACCGCUGCAGUUUUCCCCAUUACAGUAGAUGAUUCCAGCGAUGCGUCUCCACCACCGCCUGCUACUGCUCUUCCCAAGAAACCGGAACCUGCGCAGGGAUUGAUACUAUGAUGAUCUGGCUGAUACAUGAAUGUAAAUAGACAUAUGAGGUGGGUUGUUUAAUUCAGGCUGUAGCGUUGUGGCUGCUGUAUUGUGAUUCACCUGUUUGAAGGUUGAAAUUUAUCAGGACCGAAAGAGUUUGGGAUUUGUAGCAGCCAUUUUAAUUGAUCAAACAAUAUUAUCAUGCACUUGCGGUGUCAAAAUGUUAAAGUUUUUUUGUUGU
Messenger RNA from Triticum dicoccoides, 1333 nucleotides. Its product is annotated as binding partner of ACD11 1-like. Gene Ontology annotation, molecular function: RNA binding. The record is from RefSeq and is a predicted model, not a curated record. Bases 169 to 1122 code for a protein of 317 amino acids. Lineage: Eukaryota; Viridiplantae; Streptophyta; Magnoliopsida; Poales; Poaceae. The transcript is spliced from 5 exons.